CAAUACUUAUGUACUUGUGUGUGCUGUUUAUCAUCGUUGGUCAGCGGCUUUGAAAUCGCGAUAAUAGACAGGAUUUACUCCUGUCUUUUAGUGGCCAGGUUAUUUGAACGGGCCUAGGUGUUUAUUGGCUAUAUACUCAUCUCAGCCAAUACAGGAUUCUCAGAUUCGUACGGAUUCUCAGAGCGAUUUGUGUAACGGCUUAUCGGACUUAAAUUAAGGGAUUAGAGCCGCUGCCCGGCGUUCACACGGACCUCGAGUCCCCACUCUCCCAGGCAGGUAUGUCAUAUCGACCAAGCGCUUAACAUACCCAACACAAACAAUUAGACAUUCACUGAUUUCCUGUUGAACUCCAAAGAGUACCUCCAGAGUCUGGACACUGAAACUUAUCUGUGGCAGUAAUCUUACAAGAUUAUUCGGAAUCUACCUGUCUACCUGUACAUGAUUGCUUUUUCUUCUCAGGUUACCAAACCAAUACGCACAGCAGUUACCAUGGGUACCAUGUGGCGGCUUGUUUUCGUGACUGCUGUUCUCAUUCAGGGGGCAUCCUGCGCAGAUUUAUGUGCCUUCAAACAAACUACCUUUAUCCAGCUUCCUGAAAACACGACAGUUGGAUCUCUUGUUGGGUAUUUUAAUAUUUCCGGAAAUGUUGACGAGGUUGAACUAAGUCAACAGGCGCCUCUCUCCCCCUUCAUGUUGAACGUCACGUCGCGGGAGAUAACUCUAACAGCGCCCUUAGAUUUUGAAAAGACCCAAAGCUACAAGGUCAACGCUAUAUGUCGACAGACGAACCCGACAUUUGAGUCUACUUUGGUGCAAAGAAUUCUUAUAAAGGAUAUCAACGACAACCCGCCUGUGUUCACUGCCAGUUCGUACACGGCUAACGUUAGUGAGCUUAGCUCAGUGGGUUCAGUCGUUUUCGAUGGGAUAACAGCAAAUGAUUUGGACGGGAAAAAUCUGUACAUGCAGUACGAGGUUGUGAAUGGACCAUAUUCGGAGUACCUGCGAUUUGACCGGGCCAGUAAAGGGGAAGUCACUCUGAACAAGAGUCUGGAUUAUGAAACAAUGCAGAGCUUUGUUGUUGAAAUCAGAGCAUUGGACACUCCCGAGGAUACGAACUCCCCACGACGCAGCGCCGUCGUCAAUUUGACCAUCAACGUUCAGGACGAGGACGACAUGGAUCCUGCCUUUAGUAAAGACCAUUACUCUGCCAAGAUGGACUCCAAUGCAGCAGGGGGUACGACUGUUAACACUAUCCCGGCGAUAUACGCCGAGGACCAGGAUCUGACCGACAAGUCCGCCAUUGUCUACUCAAUAUGGGAUUAUGGCGAUUCUUUUGCUAUUGAUCCCGACACGGCUCAGGUGACGUUACAGAAACAGCUUGACAAAGGUGUCUAUACGGCCGUUUUACGGGCCGCACAAGUGGACAACCCUAGACGACGGGCCAUUGCGACCAUGACCCUUGUGGUGACUUACACUGGCGCACAGACCAGACCGCCCAGUUUUCUCAAGUCUCACUACGACGUGUCGGUUUUAGAGACUACACCAGUGAAUCAUACACUUGUGAGUGUUCAAGCUGUGGAUCCAGAUUUUGGCUCCACUCUGAGAUACUGGUUAAAAGAUGAUAUAAAUGGCAUGUUCCGGAUUACGCCAACGGCUGAUAUUCAACUUGUUAAAAGCUUAGACUACGAGAAAGUCCGACAAUACAGCCUCGACGUCAGCGUCACGGAUGGAACCUAUACGGCAUCUGUGAUGGUGAAAAUUACUGUCGAAAAACGUGAACGACAACAACCCUGAGAUCAAAAACCCAGAGGUGAUCGUCAGAGCUGCUCGGGAUCCAAAUUCCCUUAUAGCCCACUAUUGAGGUACGUUUUCCUUGACGGAAACUCUGGAAUCGGCGUAAUCAGUUGCUGUGAUAUUUCUUGUUUUCUCUUCCAUUCUGUUUGCCACGGCGACGUAUAU
Messenger RNA from Liolophura sinensis, 1959 nucleotides. RefSeq names its product protocadherin Fat 1-like. Lineage: Eukaryota; Metazoa; Mollusca; Polyplacophora; Chitonida; Chitonidae. Gene Ontology annotation, biological process: cell-cell adhesion mediated by cadherin; multicellular organism development; cell migration. The transcript has 15 exons. The record is from RefSeq and is a predicted model, not a curated record. Gene Ontology annotation, cellular component: catenin complex; plasma membrane; adherens junction. Bases 439 to 1794 code for a protein of 451 amino acids. Gene Ontology annotation, molecular function: cadherin binding; beta-catenin binding; calcium ion binding.